AUGGAAGAAUUAUUUGGUCGCUGCGCAUGGGCCAAUUCCAAGGCCACUGCUGACGAAAGGGGCCCCAUUCAGCCAGAACCCAUUGCCAAAAAAAUGAAGAAAACAGAUGUCACUGCCCUAGAAAAAUUAAAAUUACGGAAAGAGAAAGAGGAUCGAAGUAGAGCCAGAGAAGAAAAACGUAUGCAGGCACUGCAGGAAUUGAUGGAAAUGAAGGAAAGGCACCAUAAAGAAAAAAUGGAUGCUCUAAAGAAGAUAGGCGAAGCUUUGGCAGGGCGUAAAUUAUUUGAAGAUGAAAACUAG
Messenger RNA from Acanthoscelides obtectus, 300 nucleotides. Lineage: Eukaryota; Metazoa; Arthropoda; Insecta; Coleoptera; Chrysomelidae. The record is from the annotation of a GenBank genome assembly.